Phoenix dactylifera (date palm) is the source of this 1493-nucleotide messenger RNA. RefSeq names its product transcription termination factor MTERF8, chloroplastic-like. Lineage: Eukaryota; Viridiplantae; Streptophyta; Magnoliopsida; Arecales; Arecaceae. Gene Ontology annotation, biological process: regulation of DNA-templated transcription. The record is from RefSeq and is a predicted model, not a curated record. Gene Ontology annotation, molecular function: double-stranded DNA binding.
GCUCUGCCCAAAAUUUUUUUCCCAGCGCAAUCAAACCAACUACAAAGAUCUGCUGUUCACGAUCCAAGGCUACCAUGUGUGUUUAAUAUCUAUGAAAUGCAAUGACAAUAUCUUGAAAGGAUGCAAGAACUCGAAUCUCUGCAAGGUUUUGUCAGGCAAAUGACUAAAAGCGCAACUUGACUGGCAGGAAACAUCAAACAAAACAUUGUACCUCCACACAGAUAGGCGUUUGCUUUACAAUCGAGUCGAUUCGCGGGGAUCUUGUAAUUCUCGCGCUAAUUGCUUCAAUGGGCGGUGGAGGACGGCGAGGCCGCGAGAGGAGGAGAGGUUGGGAAACAUCGUUUCUUCCCUACGGAGGUGGGAAACGGUCCCAGACCGUACUUGAUUACUGGGCUGCUUAGUUCUAUCCGGAUCGACAGUAGUUUUGUUUUCCGAUUUAAGGAUCGCUGAGAAUUUUGAAGCCGAUCAUCCCAACAUGGUCUUAGGAUUUUAGCGGGAAGCUUCGGUCGAUGCACCGUGGCCACCAUCUUCCUCUGAGUUUCCUCCGUUUCCAAAGGCGGAGAAUAAGAAGAACGGUACGAUGCCGAACCUUUCGUUCCGCCGGCGGCGGCGACAAGCUAUAUCCCCAGCCCCAUUUCAUGGCCGACUACCUCGUCGCCUCCUGUGGCUUCUCACCGGAGAAAGCGGCGAAAGCCUUGAAGCGCCUCCGCCGGAUUAAAUUCCCCCAACAACCCGACUCGGUCUUGGGUUUCUUCAAAAGACACGGUUUUGAUGACGCCCACCUGAAAAAGCUCGUUUCUUGGUACCCCAGAUGGCUCGCCCUCGACAUGGAGAAGACCCUGCCCGCAAGGUUCCGAGCUUUGCUGGACCUCGGCUUCUCCAGUCCCGACCUGACCCGCCUCCACCUGUCUAACCCCGUCAUCAUCGACCACAACCUCCGCAACGUCGUUUCUAGCAUCCAGCUAUGGAGAGACCUUCUUGGUUCUGAUCAGCGUUUGAUGAAAUUCCUCAAAGGAAAUCAGUGUUUUCUCGGCUACAGCGCCGAGAAGACAAUCCGGCCGAACCUCUUGGUGCUGAAGGACUGCGGCAUCUCGGACCACAGGAUCACGCUGGUCGUGAAGAGGCGCCCAAGGUUCAUCCUUCAGAAGCCAGACGCAUCAAGGGCAUUGAGUGAUCGUGCCGAGGGGUUGCGAGUCCUCCCGGGCUCGACGGUGUUCCACUGGGCUCUCUACAAGGUCGACCGGGGGUCAUGAGAGGCAGGGUGGUCGGAGGCUGAGUUCCUUGCUGCAUUCCGAAAGACCCCUGCUUUCUUGACUGGUUCGAUGAGCGCGAUGCGGGAUAAGGUGGAUUUCUUGGUGCUGGAGGCAGGCUGCGCACCGUUCUAUGUUGCACGCCGCCCAGUGCUUUUGACGCUGAGCUUGGCGAAGAGGUUGAUUCCAAGAAAUCGAUAUUUGAAAGGCUUUGAAGUCGAGAGAGUGCAUGGUGGAGAAUAA